This is a messenger RNA of Penicillium canescens, 951 nucleotides long. RefSeq names its product Intradiol ring-cleavage dioxygenase. NCBI's taxonomy places the organism in Eukaryota, Fungi, Ascomycota, Eurotiomycetes, Eurotiales, Aspergillaceae. The coding region runs from base 1 to 951 and encodes 316 amino acids. The transcript has 2 exons. Gene Ontology annotation, molecular function: catechol 1,2-dioxygenase activity; ferric iron binding. The record is from RefSeq and is a predicted model, not a curated record. Gene Ontology annotation, biological process: catechol-containing compound metabolic process.
AUGAGCCGGAAGUAUGACGCGCCAGCGGGCCUCCCUCCGCUGAAGGAUCUUACUAUUGACAAUAUCACUGCGAAUGUCCACGCCAUAAAUUCCCAAUGCAGAGAUCCUCGCACCAAAUAUCUCUUCGAGAGACUUAUCGUUCAUCUCCACGAUUUCGCACGAGAAACUCACCUCAAUACCUCAGAAUGGGAAACUGCCCUCGGUUACUUGGUCGAUGUUGGCAAAAUCAGUACAGAUGUUAGACACGAGUUCAUCCUUCUUUCGGAUGUACUGGGGCUUUCUUUGCUUGUCGAUUCUAUUGACCACCCUAAACCCCCCGGCGCGACAGAAGGCACCAUCCUUGGUCCAUUCCAUACAGAGGAUGCGAAUACGAUUGAACCGGGAGGCCUUAUUUCUCAUGAUCCGCACGGAGAAGCGCUAUUUGCAGUGUGUUCAAUCAAGGAUACUCAAGGGAGGCCGAUACCUGCUGUCAGCGUUGACGUCUGGGAGACGGACUCAAAGGGGUUCUAUGAUGUUCAAUAUGCAGGGCGGGAAACAGCAGACGGCCGAGCUGUACUCACCAGCGAUUGGGAUGGCAUGAUCUACUUCAAGGGCAUCGUGCCAGUUCCGUAUCCCAUCCCGCAUGAUGGGCCAGUUGGAAAACUCCUCAGUGUGCUAAAUCGUCAUCCCUACAGACCGAGCCACAUCCAUUUCAUGUUUAAAAAGGAAGGAUUCGACAGACUUAUCACGGCCCUUUACCUACGUGGCGACCCUUUCGAAUCAUCUGAUGCUGUAUUUGGUGUUAAGGAAUCGCUGAUUAUUGACCUGAAAAGGGUUGGUGAUGUGCCAGGGCUUGCGGAGAGGCACAGUAUUUCAUCCGACACUAGACUGUUACAGUAUGACUUCGUACUUAUCACCGAGGAGGAAACGCGUGCUUUAAGGAAUAAGGCACAGACGGAAGCCGCUCGCUAA